Psylliodes chrysocephalus is the source of this 1829-nucleotide messenger RNA. NCBI's taxonomy places the organism in Eukaryota, Metazoa, Arthropoda, Insecta, Coleoptera, Chrysomelidae. The record is from the annotation of a GenBank genome assembly.
CUUUAAUUAUUGAAAAUCCCAGUUCACAUACAUUUAGUUGAAAAGAUUUAGUAAAUUAAAAGAUGCCAUGGUGUUUCAUAGACGAUUACGAUGAAAAUAAUUUCAAAGACUAUGACCUAUCCGACUUGGUUCUGGAUCAAUUUUACUUGAACAUUAACGUUGAAAAUUCUUCUGGACACGAAGAUGUAUAUCUAUAUACAUUAAAUAAGGAGUGCUAUCAGUGCCCGUACCUGUUAACUUCCUACUGCAACGGCUCGAUUCAAAAGUGUAAUGGAGACGAGGCUAAAAAUAUUUUUAGUACGGACCUCACGUUCAGACUGUCCACGGUUCAUUCGGAAUAUUUUCCUGCGGAUCAAAAGAACAAUGUUAUUUGCGAUAUCAACGAACCAUUUGGACAAUUCGGUAUUUAUAAUGUAAAUGUCAAUAGAUCGGGAUGUUUCGUACAAACUAUCAAGGAAUCUGUUAAUAUUUAUUCGCCCAUUCUGACUGUUUGUCUUAUAUAUCUUGGACUAUUCUUGUUCACAUAUGGAUUGUAUUUCUGUUGGAAGAAGUACAACUCAAAAAAAUUAGACAAAGAUGAUCAAGUUGAACCAGAUGUUCCGAAAAAAGAAAGAAUUCAGUCGUUGGAUACGUUUAGAGGUUUUGCUAUUAUUCUAAUGAUAUUCGCAAACUAUGGACAAGGAGGAUAUACUGUCAUCGAGCAUGCGCGUUGGAAUGGUCUUCAUGCUGCUGAUUUGGUCUUUCCAUCUUUUUUGUGGAUAAUGGGAGCUUGUAUUCCUAUUGGUAUGGUGUCUAAUUUCAAAAAACAAGUUUCCAAUAAAGAUAUGAUCAUUAACGUAGCUAAGAGGUCAAUAAAACUGUUUUGCAUUGGUAUAUUUCUGAACAGUGGUGCAGAUUUAAACUAUCUUAGAUUUAUGGGAGUUUUGCAACGAUUAGGUAUAGCCUAUUUUGCUGUUUCUGUAAUAUGCAUAUUUUGUAUGGAUAGGACAAACAAUGGAUAUGAAAAAGAAUCAAAACUGGCACACGUAAUUGAUAUAUUAAAACUGUGGAAAGGCUGGAUAAUAGUUCUGGCAAUUCUGGUAUUCCAUACCAUCCUAACGUUCACCAUAGCAGCACCCGGGUGUCCAAAAGGAUAUUUGGGACCAGGAGGCCUCCACAAAAACGCAUCUUACUUUGAUUGUGUAGGAGGAGCAACUGGAUAUAUAGACGGGUUGAUUUUGGGUAAACAUAGGUACCAGAAUCCAACAAUUUUUUAUGUUUACGAAGCCAAACCUUUUGAUCCAGAAGGAAUUGUAGGCUGCUUGACAACAAUAUUCCACUGUUUUAUUGGAGUCCAAGCUGGAAUAACCCUUUUAACAUUCAAAGGACAUUUUGAACGCUUGACCCGUUGGUUAUUAUGGGCCGUAAUCACUGGAAUCGUUGGUGGGGCCUUGUGUGGAUUCACUAAAGAGGAAGGUUUCAUUCCUGUCAAUAAAAAUUUGUGGUCACUGUCGUUCGUUAUGGCGACAUCAUGUUUCGCUUUCUUUAUGUUAAGCGUUUUCUACGUACUCGUCGAUUACAAGAAAUGGUGGACUGGUAAACCGUUACUAUUCGCUGGUAUGAAUGCCAUUUUAAUGUAUAUAGGGCAUGAAAUGUGUGACAAUCAUUUCCCAGUAAGGUGGUACGUUCACAAUUACAGCAAUUUUACUGAAGCACCGAGAAGAACUCACUUUUUGGCACUGCUAUCUGAUGUUUGGGCCACCGAAAUUUGGGUAUUGGUGUCUUAUUAUUUGUACAAAAUAAAAUACUUUUUUACUGUGUAAUCUUUUUAUAUAGAUACAAUAAAAACA